Messenger RNA from Scedosporium apiospermum, 3288 nucleotides. Its product is annotated as 1-alkyl-2-acetylglycerophosphocholine esterase. The transcript is spliced from 3 exons. Gene Ontology annotation, molecular function: catalytic activity; protein binding. The record is from RefSeq and is a predicted model, not a curated record. Gene Ontology annotation, biological process: nucleoside metabolic process. NCBI's taxonomy places the organism in Eukaryota, Fungi, Ascomycota, Sordariomycetes, Microascales, Microascaceae. Bases 1 to 3288 code for a protein of 1095 amino acids.
AUGGCCUUCUCAUACGAAGAAAAGAUCACUGUUGGAUGGAUCGCUCCAAUGGCGUUGGAACUCACACCCGCCCUUGCUAUACUGGAGAACCGCAAAAAGGUCUCGAAGAAUGAGACUCUUUACCAUGUAGGGCAAAUCGGCGCCCACUGGGUUGUGAUGACUGUUUGCCCGAGAAUUGGUACCGAUAUAGCUGCUGUGGUCCUCACGCACAUGCGCAUUUUCUUUCCAAAAAUAAAACACGUUCUCAUCGUUGGAAUAGCAGGAGGGAUGCCCGAGUAUGGCCCAGAUAUGAAGCAAAUUGUAUUGGGAGACGUUGUCGUUAGCCGCCCAAGAGGCAAUGAAGGGGGCGUGGCACAUUACAACUUCGGCGCCUGGCAAGGGAAUAACGAGUUCAACCCUAGCGGGCAUACACUCUCUCCGUCUCCUGCUUUGCUCGCUGCGGUGGCUAGCCUCGAAUCCGAACAUAUGACCGACGGUACAGACAUACCGAACAUUCUACGCAACCUGCGACAGCACCUUGGGAAAAAGGAAGCGCCGAAUUUCGAUGAUCCCGGACCUGAACAUGACAUUCUCUUUCCAGACGAUUACCUCCAUCCGGACAUAGAAAAGACCUGCGAUAGAUGUUGUGUAUCUGAACGAGGACGAAGCCGAAGCGAUCGAGGCGAAGACGCCCAGCGGGAAAAAGACUCUCCUCGCAUCCAUUACGGCAUUAUCGGUUCAAGCAACACACUGAUUAUGUCAAGCGAGAAGCGUAAUGAGCUCUAUAAAACCCAUGAAAUUAUUUGCUUUGAAAUGGAAUCUGCUAGUGUGAUGGGGGCCUGGCAGGCUCUGGUGAUCCGCGGAGUCUGCGAUUAUGCGGACUCGCACAAGAACAAGAAAUGGCAGAAAUAUGCUGCAGCUACAGCAGCCUCCUAUGCAAAGGAGCUGUUAUUAACCUUGCCGGCAGAUGAGAAAGUCUCGCAUCUGCCUGAACCCGAACUUGAUCAACAGAUCUUGCAAGAUUGUCUUAGAUCGCUAGCCUUUCCGCAAAUGGACGAUCGAUCCAAUGAUAUUAGUUGGGCCGCUCAGGGGACAUGUGAAUGGCUGCUUCGGCACCACAAGUAUCGGCGCUGGGCGACUGAUGACCGAGGAGGACUACUCUGGAUCAAGGGGAAGCCUGGCUCUGGGAAGUCGACAUUGCUCAAAUAUGCCCUCGGGCAUUGUGAAGUGAAAGCAAGUGACAUUGUUCUUUCAUUCUUCUUCCAUGGCCGCGGUAACGAAUUCCAAAAAACCCCGCUCGGCCUCUAUCGCUCUCUUCUCCAUCAACUCCUUAGCGAGGCCCCCAGCACACUCUCAGACCUCGUUCACGCCUUUGACAAAAACCAGAGACAGAAAGGCACUGUGGGUGAAAAGUGGCAGUGGCAUCAUAACGAACUGCGGACCUUUUUCACGACAUCUCUGCAAAAAGUCCCUGAGAGCCGCUCAGUUUGGUUAUUUGUGGACGCCUUGGACGAGUGUGGUGAAGAGAACGCGGUGAAACUGUUCGAAUGGCUGGAAGAUCUGGUGUCGGUAAGUUCACAGACUCGCAUAUGCGUCGCAUGCCGCCACUAUCCGGUCCUCGACGCGAACUGCGAACUUAAAAUCUGCCCCGAAGAGGAAAAUCAGCAGGACAUCGACACCUAUGUGCGGGCCCGGAUUUCUACGAAACGUUCGCCCGACCUCGCUUCAAGUUCAAUUCCAAAUUUAAUUGUGCGUCGUGCCUCCGGCCUUUUUAUGUGGGCGUUUCUCGUAGUGAAGCAGGUCCUGGCCCUUGAUCGAAAGGGCGAGACCCUAGAGAGGAUCGAAGAAGAAAUCUACAAGCUCCCCCAGAGCCUCCAUGAAUUAUAUCGGGACCUCAUUCGGAAUAUGAACUUGGACUCUCUGAAGCUGAUCGAAUGGAUCUGCUUUGCCACCCGGCCGCUGACAUUAGACGAGCUCCGGUGGGCCUUGGUUAUCGGCGCUGAGGAUAAUUGCAGGUACAAGCAACUAAAGGCAUACCGGAACUCACGGCGUUUCCUAUCCAACAAUGCCAGGAUAAAGAAACAAGUCGAGACGCUCAGCUGCGGUCUUGCCGAAGUUGUUGCCUCGUCUGCAGCUUUGGAUUUGGAUCAGAAUAAUUACGAGUGCAGAUAUAUCGAUGCGAAAGAUGAGUAUGGCGGGACGCCACUAUUCCGGGCUUCCGAAAACGGCCACGAGGCUGUCGUCACGCUGCUCCUCGCCACGGGCAAGGUCGAUGUUGACGUGAAUGACUUUGGCCGGACACCACUAUUCCGGGCUUCUGAAAAUGGCCACGAGGCUGUUGUCAGGCUGCUCCUCGCCACAGGCAAGGUCGAUGUUGAUGUGAAGGAUGAGAAUGGCCGGACGCCACUAUUCCGGGCUUCUGAAAAUGGCCACAAGGCUGUUGUCAGGCUGCUCCUCGCCACAGGCAAGGUCGAUGUUGAUGUGAAGGAUGAGAAUGGCCGGACGCCACUAUUCGGGGCUUCCGAAAAUGGCCACAAGGCUAUUGUCAGGCUGCUCCUCGCUACAGGCAAGGUCGAUGUCGAUGUGGAGGAUGACUUUAGCCAGACGCCACUAAUCCGGGCUUCUGAAAAUGGCCACGAGGCUGUCGUCAGGCUGCUCCUCGCCACAGGCAAGGUCGAUGUUGAUGUGAAGGAUGAGAAUGGCCGGACGCCACUAUUCCGGGCUUCCGAAAACGGCCAUGAGGCUAUCGUUAGGCUACUCCUCGCCACGGGCAAGGUCGAUGUCGAUGUGAAUGUCUUUGGCCAGACACCACUAUCAUUAGCUUCCGAAAAUGGCCACGAGGCUGUUAUCAGGCUGCUCCUCGCUACAGGCAAGGUCGAUGUCAAUGUGAAGGAUGAGAAUGGCCAGACACCACUAUUCCGGGCUUCUAAAAACGGCCAUGAGGCUAUCGUCAGGCUGCUCCUCGCCACAGGCACGGUCGAUGUCGAUGUGAAUGUCUUUGGCCAGACACCACUAUCAUUAGCUUCCGAAAAUGGCCACGAGGCUGUUAUCAGGCUGCUCCUCGCCACAGGCAAGGUCAAUGUCAAUGUGAAUGUCUUUGGCCAGACACCACUAUCAUUAGCUUCCAAAAAUGGCCAUAAAGCUGUCGUCAGGCUGCUCCUCGCUACGGGCAAGGUCGAUGUUGACGUGAAUGACUUUGGCCGGACACCACUAUUCCGGGCUUCCGAAAACAGCCACGAGGCUGUCGUCAGGCUGCUCCUCGCUACAGGCAGGGUCGAUAUCCAUGUGGAGGAUGAUGGGUACCGCUGA